Hevea brasiliensis (rubber tree) is the source of this 1963-nucleotide messenger RNA. RefSeq names its product protein NRT1/ PTR FAMILY 5.8. Gene Ontology annotation, cellular component: membrane. Gene Ontology annotation, molecular function: transmembrane transporter activity. The transcript has 4 exons. Lineage: Eukaryota; Viridiplantae; Streptophyta; Magnoliopsida; Malpighiales; Euphorbiaceae. The record is from RefSeq and is a predicted model, not a curated record. The coding region runs from base 266 to 1879 and encodes 537 amino acids. Gene Ontology annotation, biological process: transmembrane transport.
UAGUGAUUGUCGAGUGUGUCCAUUAUUGCCAUAAAAACAAACCACUCGAGUUCUUAAAAGAAACAAGGCAUCCAAAUAUGAUUAAAGUUGACACUGUUUUGUUAGCUCUGUGCAUGAAAGUUUGAGUUGUUUGCAACAGAAUGUGAUAGUGAUUGCUGAUUUUGGCUUUGUCUCAGGUUUUUGGUAUUUGGGUUGUUCUUGUUUUCUUCUAAUUAGCUCUGUAUUUUCCCCAGAGGUAUUUUGCUCACUACACAAUUUUGGUCCCAUGGCUAGAGAUCAGAGAACAAAAGGACUCAACAAGUCUUGCCUUCUGCUUAUAGUGAUAGCUGGUAUAGAGAGGUUUGCCUUCAAAGGGGUGGCAUCAAAUUUGGUAACUUAUCUCACAGAUGUAGUUAAGAUGACCAAUUCUGCUGCAGCCAAGACUGUUAAUAAUUGGUGUGGAUUCACAUCCAUGUUACCACUUUUAGUUGCAUCUCUUGCUGAUUCUUUUUGGGACAAGUAUCCUACCAUCUUAGCCUCUUCUUUCUUCUAUGUAGUGGGACUUGUGGCAUUGACAUCAACAGCUUUGACUUGGGCAUGGUAUCCCUCCAACAACCUAAGCUCUUCAUUCCUGUUUUGGUCUCUCUGUUUGAUCUCACUAGGCCAAGGUGCAUACAACCCAUCUUUACAAGCCUUUGGAGCAGAUCAACUUGAAAGUGACGAUGAACUUCCUUGCACAAAAGAUGACCAUAAGUCAGAUAAAAAGAGUAUGUUCUUUCAAUGGUGGUAUUUUGGUGUUUGUGGUGGCAGCCUCUUAGGUGUCACAGUCAUGUCCUAUAUCCAAGACACGUUUGGCUGGGUUCUGGGAUUUGCUAUCCCAACAAUUUCAAUGGUUACUUCAAUUAAAUUAUUCUGGUCUGGUGGCAGAAUGUAUGUAUAUAAACAGGAUGGUAAUAACAUCGGUAAAAGGCCUUUUCAAAGUUUUGUUCAGGCGAUUAAAGAAACUGCAUCAAAAUUAAUCAAUAGCAGAAUCAAAUUAUCAAGCAGCAACUCUGAAGUUGUUGAGCUAGAGCUGCAGGAGAAACCUCUUUGUCCUGAGAAUUUAGGCAAGGUCAAUGUCUUGAAUGACAACUCCAGGAAUGGCAUUUAUCCUCUUGAAAAUGCAAAAGUUGUACUAAGGCUUGUGCCUAUGUGGACAAUGCUCCUGAUGUUUGCAGUCAUUUUUCAACAACCUGCCACAUUCUUUACCAAGCAAGGUGUGACAAUGAAGAGGAAUAUUGGCAGCAAUUUCAAGAUCCCUCCGGCUACACUGCAGAGUGCUAUUACAGUGUCUAUAAUCCUUUUGAUGCCACUAUAUGAUAGAAUUUUUAUCCCAAUUGCACGUAUCAUAACUCGUGACGAAAAGGGUAUCAAUGUAAUGCAAAGAAUGGGGAUUGGAAUGGUCCUGUCUAUAAUAGCUAUGGUGAUUGCUGCACUGGUUGAAACAAAAAGGCUUGAGAUGAGCAAAAGAAUGCCCCAUUCUGAAACAGCUCCGCUGAGCAUAAUUUGGCUGCUACCUCAGUACAUUCUGCUAGGCAUUUCAGACAUCUUCACAGUUGUUGGGAUGCAAGAGUUUUUCUACAGUGAAGUUCCUGGAAGAAUGAAGACUAUGGGGAUUGCACUGUAUACUAGCGUAUUUGGAGUAGGAAGUUUCUUGAGUGCCCUGUUGAUUUCUCUGGUAGAAAUUUUCACCAGAUCAAGAGGGAGGCAGAGCUGGUUCUCUGACGACAUGAGAGAAGCUCACCUGGACAAAUACUACUGGCUUCUAGCCGCGUUAAGUGCACUGAGCAUGCUAUUUUAUGUCAUUUUGUGCAAAUUUCACAGAAGUAGGAGUGAAUUGGAUAGUGAGAACUGUAAAUGAUAUGUUUGUUUUAAAUUUUCAUGCAGUUUUUUUCUAAAGAAUUUCUUCGCUCCACUGUAUAAAAAUGUAACGUGUUUCUGUUUU